UCCAAUAAUACCCGAGGAUAAUCGACUCAGGGUCAUCUUUUGUGUGGGACCUGUACAUCUAUGAAUAACGGUAAACUAUACUGCCUGCAAUCUGCAGGCGCUGUUGGUAGUUUCAUCCGCCCUGUGUUUCACCAAGGCCGGCUUGUCCCUGAAAAGCACUGAAGACAAAGGAAGCUACACUACAUCCACCGUGCUGGAAGGAGCCUCUGAUUUUGCUAUGGCGCUUUCUUUGGUUUUACUGGCCUUCAUUGUGUGGCGACGUUGGCGCCGAUGCCUGCCAUCGUCAGGCUUUGUAGCGGCGCUGUUGGGCCUUUUAUCAACAGCCUGCGUGUUGGAAGCCUUCCAGAAGUUCACGGCAGUGGUUCACCAAGAGGGAAUCAUUCUGUCAUCCAAUGAACUUCUGGAGCGAUCCAUCAUUGUCUGUUUCACUGUCGCGGUGGCAGUGGCCUGGAACUUCGUUGCGUCUGAACUUCAAGACUUAGUCAUCAGAAGGCCAACUGCCUCUGUGAAAGCGUUGGAUGAAGAUUCAUCAUCGCUGCUUGCGCGCCAAGCCUGCACAAUACUGCUUCCGCUUUUCAAAGACGUGAUUCGGAAUGGAGUUUCAGCAACGGCUCGGAUAACUGCGCUCCCGAGAGGAAUACGAUGCAAAGGACUCCUCCAGGCUGCCACGGCACGACUCACCUCACGUAAAAUUGCUCCUAGGAGUCGGGGUUCAUUCAUGUUCGUCCUGCUGAAGGUUUUGUGGGUGGAUGUCCUGCGGGUUGUAUUGGCCGUCGUUGGCUACUACGCCUGCGUGUUCGCAAGAAUCCCCGCUCUCGA
Molecule: messenger RNA, 819 nt
Organism: Dermacentor silvarum
Lineage: Eukaryota; Metazoa; Arthropoda; Arachnida; Ixodida; Ixodidae
Exons: 6
Source: RefSeq, a predicted model, not a curated record